AUCUGUCUUAUAAUAAAAGGGAUUCAUCCCAGCCAGCCUCCAAUCAGUUCAUAAAGCAAUAAAGACUAUUUCGCUGUUCCACCUUUUAAAAUGGUUUAACUUUUCAUUAACAUCACGUAUGCCAAUGAAUAAGAAAAAAUCACAAUUUGUAAAAGUUGAUUUUCAAAAAAAAAAAAACUCAUGCGAAUAAAUUCUUUCCAAAGUGAUAACCGGGUUACGGUAACUUCCAACUCAUCUUUCCUCCUUAUACAAUUCACUCCCUGCUCACAAUUUAGUCAUUCAUCUGAUUUUGUGGUCAUUGAGUAAGCCGUCUAUCUUUCGAAUGCAGCUUUUCUGGACUUUCGUGUUCAUUGCCUCAGUGGCAUUUUGUCAUUCGUGUGAAAGGGAGGCUGAUACCAGUAAUCUGAUCCCGGUGACCGCGGAGCCACGUGACGCUGCUCGUGAUGCUGCAGACUUGGAAUUGGCAAAGACAGUCGCCACAAAGUUGGCCGCCGAUACAAUGCACGUGAGAACCAGUGAAGAUAUCCAUGAUCUCACCAACUGGCUUCUGCCACACAUGAUCUUCAACAUGUGCGGUAAUCGUUUGUACAAGGGUCAAUUUGUUGCAUUCAACAUGCAUGCUCUUAUUGAAAAAGAGAAAUUCCCAACUGAUCUGACAUAUGAAGUGAUUCAAGCAUACACUCGUGAGGAUAACCUUUCAAUGCAUGUUAAAGCAAACGGAUUCGUUUUCGAAGAGAAUGAUGAGCUUAUUAUGGAUUUCAAGAAGCAAGAGGAUGGAUCAUAUAAGAUGUCACAGGGAACUAUUCUCACCUGCAAAGAUGAUGAGCCAAAAGCUGAAUAACUCGUGUUAUGGAUCAUCUGAACAAUCUAAUCUCUUAUUCGAAUAAACUUUUUUAAAGUGGU
Messenger RNA from Caenorhabditis elegans, 903 nucleotides. RefSeq lists its product as uncharacterized. Lineage: Eukaryota; Metazoa; Nematoda; Chromadorea; Rhabditida; Rhabditidae. Bases 323 to 841 code for a protein of 172 amino acids. The record is from RefSeq and is marked reviewed. The transcript has 3 exons.